CAGAAAUGUGAAAUGUGCCUUGGGGAAAGGCUGUUUGUGAAGACAGGUGCUCAUUGAUAGAAUCAGCUGCAAAAAACCCCAGCAGUAUCAGCUUCAGAAAUGGAACAAGGGAUCUGCGUGAGUGUAUGUAUGCUGACUAUGGAAAGGAUGGUAUUUAGCUGGUACAUUUCAGGAUGCAUGAGCAGAAAUACACUGCUUUUUAGGUUUUGCCUAUCAUGCAAAAUGACUUAGUGAACUGAAACGAGCCCCAAACAAAGCUUUUCUGAAUUGGUUAGUAAAAAUAACAUAAUGCAAUGUUCCUGAUGAUUUAACAGAGGUAUUCAGAAGUAUCAGUUUUAUUUUAACCAGUUGCAAAUUUUUCUUUAUGGCAAACUGUUUAUUUGAAUGUAUUUUAAAGUCUCAUAAAGAGUGGUAAGUAAAGGCGUAGAUACUUCUGCUUUUUAUGGCUGUGUUGCACUGGAGUCAGCUCUGAUGAAAGCUGGUGGUGUAUUUAAUUUUGUCCAUGCAGCGAUGUUUUUUCACAGAUUAUAUUGGAAGUAAAACUGCCACUGGCUUGCAUAAAUGUGGUAUUAUUGUUCUGUCAACAAGUGCCUUAGCCUAUUCAUUUUGAAAUGAAAUGAAAAAAGAAAAAGGAAAAUUUUCUUUCAGCAAAGCAAAGGGCUAAGUUCUUCCUUACAAAAGUUAAAAGAUAACUGCAAAAAGAAAAGUUUCAAAGGAAUCUAAUGCAAGCUUGAAGUGUAACUGGCACUGGUAUCUAGAAUAAACUUUCAUACUUCUCAGCUUCUUUAGCUGAAACCCUUCUUGUCUUCAACUCUUCUCCAAGGCACGGUUUUAUGGGGUGGAGUAAGCUCUAGACUGAGUCCAGAAUGGACCCAGGUGCCUCCUCUUCCCCUAGAUUGCUCAUGCCUGAAGGAUUCAUUACAUAACUUCAUGAAUUUAAUCUUAAAAUUAAUUCCAAUUAAAUAAAUCUUCAUUCAUUUAUUCAUCUCUGCUUCUUUCUUCUCUGCUAAUUAAUCUUACUGAAGCAUGUUGUAUUAGUUUGGAGGCUUAUGGGAGUGAGGUGUUGGUUUUGGUUAUUUACAUCUGCCCUUGCCAUGCACUCGCUCUUUGCUCUGUUGAUUUGGUCCCUAAGCUCAUGCUCCUGUUCAAAACGCUAAUUGAAUGGCUGCUUUAUUGGAUUCCUCCAUCCCCAGAUUGCCAUCCAUCAAUGUGCUACAUUAAUUAGUCUGCUUGGUGAGAAAAAUACAUGAGUGGGGCAGAGCUCUGCAAGAGGUUUUGAUAUGAAGAGAAGUUGGCAGUGAGGGUUCUGCUUCCUCUUUUCUGAGCAGAAGAGAAAAUGCAGUUGACAAAUUUCUAGAACAUCUGUGUAACCAUCAGAAGCAGAAGUGAAAUUAGAAAUGCAGAAUUAUUUAAGCAGUCUUGCCUUGGUGAAUAUUCUGUACUGCAGAUAGGUUUAUUUCCUCCUAAACCAUACCGUUAUGUAAAUAUCACAGAAGUAAAUACAUUUUGAGUCCAGACUGUUAAAAAGUUCCUUUCAUUGUGCUCUUAAUACCUGUGAUGUAGGAAAAUGUCAAUAAUUCUUAGAAUUUUAUAGCCUAUAUAAUAAAACCUGGUUCUUUCUAAUUCCUGAGGUAGUAAUUAUUAAGGCGUUAGCAUCUCGUGUGAGAUUUCCCUAGCUUGAACAUUUCAUAUGUUUGAAAUUCUUUUGAGGAUGUUAACCAAGUAUGCAGAGGACUUUUGCUGGCUCUUCACUCAAGAGAUGAAUUCCACACACAAAAGAAUAUUUCUUGUUUUGUUCCUGAUAUCCCUUUUGCCCAGGGGGAAGUUCCUCCAGAUAGUUCCAGAUAAAAGUUUAUUUGAUUCAAGAGCUUCUCUACCGUCCUGGACUCUGAAGAACAGGGUCAACUGCUUUUUGAAGGAAGCUGGGUCAGAUUUCUUUGUCUUGGUUCUUCUUGUGGGUGAUACUGUACUUUGACCAACUAUCCCAGCUUCAUUUCUAUUCUGUGCUCAGACACCCUAGCACAACUUUCUGAAGACAGGAUCUGACCUCUCAACUGGAUUCUAUUGAGGACUGAACUCAUCACUGAGACAUAUUGAAUAGAAAACAAAGAUAUGCUGCUGUGUUUCUGUAAAAGAACAAGAUAAACCUGAAAGCAUAAUGAGACCACUUACAAAUAUUUAUGUCUUCGCUUGUGUCUUCACAUUCACACUAUGGAAUAAUAUCCAGCCAACUGUGGAAGAUGAAUUUAUUGCAAAUUAUUCAAGCAGUUUGCUAACUAAUGUUCCAAAAAACAUUCCAGUCCAUACUCAUGUAUUAGAUUUAUCACAUAAUAUGAUCUCUGGACUUAGUAUCUCAGAAUUUAUUUAUCUUUCUGACCUUCAAUUAUUAAAUCUUUCUCAUAAUCUAAUUACAGAGCUUGACUUCAGUGUCUUCAUUUUUAAUGAAGAUUUAGAAUACUUAGAUUUAUCUCAUAAUAACAUUUUGAAAGUUUACUGUCAAACUCUUGCAUAUCUUAGACAUUUAGAUCUUUCUUUCAAUAAGUUUACUGCCCUGCCCAUCUGCCAGGAAUUAGGGAACAUGUUUCGUUUAGAGUACCUAGGAUUAAGUGCCACAAUGAUACAAAGGUCAGACUUCAGGUAUAUCAUACAUUUACAGCUGCAUACUGUCUUCCUUACCUUAGAAUACUUUUCUCUGUACGAACCUCAGAGUCUGAUGGCCUUGAAUACAAGGAACCUCCACAUUGUUUUUGCAGCAAACCAAAACUUCAGUUUUCCCCUCUUGUACGACGGAAUGAGCACUUCAGAAAACUUACAGAUAGUUAACUUAAGAUACACCUUGAGCUACAAAGAUUUUCCCCCUCCUUCUUUAAUGCUUCUGAAGAAAAUCAAGACAACAGCUCUCACGCUUGACACUGUGGACUUACAGUGGGCUAUCAUUUUGCAAAUUUUCCUGCUUAUUUGGCAUUCACACGUGGAGCAUUUGACUGUAAGAAAUCUGACUUUUCGAGGACCACUGGUGGACCUGACUGAAUAUGAAUUUCUAGCCUUAUUAAGCUCUGUGGAACAAUUAAUCUCUUUGGGUGGCUCCAUGAAAGUGCUAACUUUGGAGCAUGUUCGUAAUAAGCUUUAUUAUUUCAACCAGGAGAUUUUAUACAGACAGUUUUCGGAGAUGAAUAUUGCCAGUUUGACAAUAUAUGAUGCAUAUAUGCCACACAUGCUUUGCCCCAAUAGAACAAGCUCAUUUCAGUAUUUAAAUUUUUCUCACAACGCCCUGACAGAUGAAUUGUUCCAGAAUUGUGGCACACUGACAGUUCUGAAAUCACUUAUUUUGCAGAGGAAUAAAUUUGAGAGCCUCCUCAAGGUAAGCUUCAUGACCAGCCACAUGAAGUCACUGAAAUAUCUGGACAUGAGCAGCAACUUGCUGCGUCAUGAUGGAGCUGAUGAGCAAUGCCAGUGGGCUGAGUCUCUAUCAGAGUUGGACCUGUCCUCAAAUCAGUUGACGGAUGCCGUCUUUGAGUGCUUGCCAGUCAACACCAAAAAACUUGACCUGCAAAACAAUCAGAUCGCCAGUGUUCCCAAGGGGAUGGCUGAGCUGAAGUCCUUGAAAGAGCUGAACCUGGCAUCCAACAGGCUGGCUGACCUGCCGGGGUGCAGUGGCUUUACAUCCCUGGAGUUCCUGAAUACAGAGAUGAAUUCGAUCCUCACCCCAUCUGCUGACUUCUUCCAGAGCUGCCCAAAGGUCAGGGAGCUACAAGCCGGGCACAACCCAUUCAGGUGUUCCUGUGAACUUCAAGACUUUGUCCGUCUGGAGAGGCAUUCUGGGGGGAAGCUGUUUGGCUGGCCGGCAGCGUACGUGUGCGAGUACCCAGAAGACUUGCGAGGGACGCAGCUAAAGGACUUCCACCUGACUGAGCUGGCGUGCAACACGAUGCUCUUGCUUGUGACAGCUCUGCUGCUAAUGCUGCUGCUGGUGGCUGUCGUGGCCUUUCUGUGCAUCUACCUGGAUGUGCCGUGGUACCUGCGAAUGACGUGGCAGUGGACGCAGACGAAGCGGAGAGCUUGGCACAGCCACCCCAAAGAGCAAGAGGCCAUUCUGCAGUUCCAUGCAUUCAUUUCCUACAGCGAGCGCGAUUCAUUGUGGGUGAAGAACGAGCUGAUCCCAAACCUGGAGAAGGGGGAGGGCUGCGUACAGCUGUGCCAGCAUGAGCGGAACUUUGUCCCCGGCAAGAGCAUUGUGGAGAACAUCAUUAACUGCAUUGAGAAGAGCUACAAGUCGAUCUUUGUGUUGUCUCCCAACUUUGUGCAGAGCGAGUGGUGUCACUAUGAGCUCUACUUUGCCCAUCACAAGUUAUUCAGUGAGAAUUCCAACAGCUUAAUACUCAUCUUGCUGGAGCCAAUCCCUCCGUAUAUUAUCCCUGCCAGGUAUCACAAGCUGAAGGCUCUCAUGGCAAAGCGAACCUACCUGGAGUGGCCGAAGGAGAGGAGCAAGCGUGCCCUUUUCUGGGCUAAUCUGAGGGCAGCUAUUAGCUAUAACCUGCCAAUGGCUGAUGCAAAUGAGUAGCAGAGUGAUGUUACUUCUACUAGUAGUGUGAGUCAGUAUGUGAAUAACUGUGACCUGACUGUCUUGCAUUAAACUGUUAAUCAAUUUUUUAUAGUUUUUUACAUUAUUCCUAUUUUGUAGCAAAAUGUAACUGUGACACAUACAGAAACUUCUAUUGCUUAUUCUAGUUGUGAAGGUAGUCAGAAGUCUUCUGUAGUUGCCCAUCAUCAACGAAGAGAAAGAGAGAGGAAUUUUCAUAGUGAUUACAUUUAUUUUUGUAUACUUGGGCUGCAUUUAUUUCAAACUUUUCCCAUUGAAAGCCAUCUUUGAAAGUAAUAUAAAUAGUGGUUGUUCAAUGUCAUCAGGACUGUCAAGGUAUGCAUUUAAUUUUUGUUCUGACAUGGAAGUUGUGGGGUUAAGGUGGUAGAUAUCUGCUUCACUGGCUUUAAUCAAUUAAUAUAAAGAAGAAAACUCUUGCUCAAAUACCUCCCUGGACAUUGGUAUAGCAUAUGUCAAGCAUACAGUAUACCUGCACUGUUCAGCCUGUUUUCCUUUCCUGGAAGUCUUUCCCUUCAUCACGGACAGAGACUUUCCUGGGUAAGAGCUGAAAGUUGGAGCCAUUAAUCCCUGUUUAAUAUUCUUCCUUUAUUGUACUACACAUUCCCACUUGCCUAGAUUUACCUACCAAGUCAUGAUUGCAUAGAAUUCACUAUUUGUUGUCUUCAAAAUAAUAGUUACUAUCUGCAUUUAUGAAAUUUCUAUAGCAUUAUAAUAUUGCUGCUUUCUGCUAUGAUUAUAUCAAGCUAUACUGGGUUACUUGUUUUUCCUGUUUUUUAAAAGAUAGAAGCUUGAUGUUUGGAAGUGAAACCCUUUUCAUCUCCAGACUCUCAUUGGUCUCUAUUACCUUGAGCUUUUAAAUAGCAGGUGCUGAGGGUCAUCAUGCAGGUGAGAAAGGAGCAAUUUUCAUUGGGAAAUAACUUCUCUUCUAAAAUCAAACCAAUUAAUGGUAUUUGUUGAUAGGAGACAUCUAAUAAUUUGCUGUAUUGGGGUUUAAUUUGACAAUCUAAUAAACCUGUCAUUUUUUUAUCUGUUA
This is a messenger RNA of Falco peregrinus (peregrine falcon), 5633 nucleotides long. Its product is annotated as toll-like receptor 1. Lineage: Eukaryota; Metazoa; Chordata; Aves; Falconiformes; Falconidae. The record is from RefSeq and is a predicted model, not a curated record. Gene Ontology annotation, cellular component: membrane. Gene Ontology annotation, biological process: cellular response to bacterial lipopeptide; inflammatory response; immune response. Bases 2159 to 4561 code for a protein of 800 amino acids. The transcript has 3 exons. Gene Ontology annotation, molecular function: transmembrane signaling receptor activity; Toll-like receptor 2 binding; lipopeptide binding.